CAAACAUCGCCACCUCUUGGCGACCGCAGCGACCUCACACCGCCACGUUGAGUGCAGGAGUCGAAGGAGUUUCACAAUUUCUCAGGAAAAUUUCCUUCUCGUGAGUGUUUAGUGCGUGAAAAAUGGUGCUGGAUCUCGAUGUGUUCCGCAGCGACAAGGGCCACGACCCGGACGCCGUGCGGAAGAACCAAACGAAGCGGUUCAAGGAUGUGGCGCUGGUGGAGACUGUGAUUGAGCAGGACACCGAAUGGCGGAACCGAAGGCACAAGGCGGAUAACUGGAAUCGCAUGAAGAACACUUGCAGCAAGGCGAUUGGCGAGAAGAUGAAGCGCAAGGAGGGUGAGGGAGACGCUGCCGAGGCUGUGCCACUGUCAGUGGUGGAGAAUCUGGAGAAGAUCACCGCGGAGGAAUUGCAGAAGCUCACCGUGUCGCAGAUCAAGAAGGUGCGAGUGCUCAUCGAUGAGGCGAUUGAGCUGAACGAGAAGGCGCUCCAGGAGGCGGAGGCAAAGCGCAACAGUGCUCUGAGGGAAGUUGGCAACUACUUGCAUGAGUCAGUGCCCGUGAGCAAUGAUGAGGAUGAGAACAGGGUGGAGAGAACGUUCGGGGAUUGCUCGAAGACAGGAAAAUACUCUCAUGUCGAUCUCAUUCACAUGAUCGACGGCAUGAACGGCGAGAAGGGUGCCGUUGUAGCGGGCUCCAGGGGAUACUUCCUCACGGGCGCAGCUGUGUUUCUGGAGCAGGCGCUGAUCCAGCACGCCUUGCACAUUCUCUUCCGUAAGGGCUACACGCCGCUCUACACGCCAUUCUUCAUGCGCAAAGAGGUGAUGCAGGAAGUGGCUCAGUUGUCUCAGUUCGACGAGGAGCUGUACAAGGUGGUUGGAAAGGGCAGCGAAAAGGUGGAAGAAGGCUCUCUGGAUGAGAAAUACUUGAUCGCCACCUCUGAGCAGCCAAUAGCGGCCUAUCAUCGUGAUGAGUGGAUUUCCGAGUCCGCGCUUCCCAUCAAAUAUGCCGGGAUCUCGACAUGCUUCCGCCAGGAAGCGGGUUCUCACGGGCGAGACACUCGAGGCAUCUUCCGCGUGCAUCAGUUCGAGAAGAUUGAGCAGUUCGUGCUCACGUCCCCCUUCGACGAUGAAUCGUGGAAGACAAUGGAUGAGAUGAUUGCCAAUGCUGAGGAGUUUUAUCAGUCUCUGGACAUUCCCUACAGGAUUGUCAAUAUCGUCUCUGGAGCACUGAAUCACGCGGCGGCGAAGAAGCUGGAUCUGGAGGCGUGGUUUGGCGGAUCUCAGGCAUUCCGCGAGCUCGUGUCGUGCAGCAACUGCCUGGACUAUCAAGCCAGGCGACUACUUGUCCGCUACGGUCAGACGAAGAAGAUGAACACCAGUGUGGACUUUGUCCACAUGCUCAAUGCCACCAUGUGCGCCACCACGAGAGUCAUUUGCGCCAUCCUGGAGACGCACCAGACAGAGACGGGCGUGAAAGUGCCCGAGGUGCUGCGAAAGUACAUGCCUGAGAAGUACCAGGAGGAAAUUCCGUUCGUGAAGCCAGCGCCCAUUGACAACGAGAAGGUGGCGAAGAAAGAGAAGGGCAAGAAAUAGGACUCUUCUCAACUCCUUUUCUAUUUAUUGGCACAUUCUUAUACCAUUUGAAUAAAAUUGCGCUUUUCCGAGCCGCGCGCUUGCUCUUCACCUUAA
This is a messenger RNA of Phlebotomus argentipes, 1691 nucleotides long. It is a transcript of the gene SerRS, whose product is annotated as serine--tRNA ligase, cytoplasmic. The coding region runs from base 123 to 1595 and encodes 490 amino acids. NCBI's taxonomy places the organism in Eukaryota, Metazoa, Arthropoda, Insecta, Diptera, Psychodidae. Gene Ontology annotation, biological process: seryl-tRNA aminoacylation. Gene Ontology annotation, molecular function: ATP binding; serine-tRNA ligase activity; tRNA binding. Gene Ontology annotation, cellular component: cytosol. The transcript has 2 exons. The record is from RefSeq and is a predicted model, not a curated record.